This is a messenger RNA of Symbiodinium sp. CCMP2592, 4218 nucleotides long. The record is from the annotation of a GenBank genome assembly. Lineage: Eukaryota; Dinophyceae; Suessiales; Symbiodiniaceae.
AUGACGAUACAUGGAGCCUUUGGGAAUGGGACAACGGCGGUGAAGGCUGCUCUACAAGAUGUCACCUUGUACCUGGAGGCCCAUGGACUUCCGGUUUAUCGUCUACAUGCGGACAAGGGCGAGACCUACAACCACACGAUCCGUUCGUGGCUUCGGGACCAAGGCAUCAGAGCGACAUGGUCAGAACCUGGGGUUCCUCAAGGGAAUGGCCAAGCGGAGACAAGUGUGAGGUGGAUAAAGGAUCGGGCCAGGACGUUGCUGACGGCGUCAGGUCUUCCGGUUCGUUUGUGGCCAACGGCGGUGGAGGCGGCAACAGCGUGUCAGAGAGCAAGAGUGCUUAGUUGGAAACAGAAAAUGUUAGUCCCCUAUGGUUCCGUGGUGCACGUGAAGCAAAAGGCCUUUGACUCCAGUGGUCCGAGGAGAAGAGAGCGUGCCUUUGAGUCAAAGUGGUUCAGAGGGAUCUACGUGGGACUGAGCAAUAUCCUGGACAAUGGGCACGUGAUCUACGUACCGGGCACCAAAGAUACUAAGGAGAAGUUUGUGCAUACGCUUCAUGCUAGGAAGAAGCUCGUGGACCCAGGCCCGCCUGUCGAGGAGGUGGUGGUGGAUGAUCCUAAGCCCAGGAGGAGACUCGUGCAGAAAACACCACUGGAGGAUGUGGAGAUGCGGGCACUCAAGUUGAAGGGUGAUGACCUCGAUGAGUAUAUUAAGACCCGCUCAAGUAUUUUGCUGAGUGACUGGGACCAGGAGCAAGCCACCCGCUUCGUUGAGGAGCUAGCAGAGCACAGCUUUUUCGAAGAGCAUAAGUUCGGAGUCUUCAGGCAUGGAGGAAGUGUUGGGUGGCUACGUGGUUUGGGAGAAUAUCCUGAGCUUACCAAACUCCUGAGCAAGUUGAUCCUGCAUGAUAACCCCGAGGCAACGUUCACAGCGAUUCAGGUCGCCCGGAACAUGGACAAAGGGAUGCACCGGGAUUUCAACAAUGACGAGCGUGCUGUGAACUACGUAUAUCCAGUCAGAGUUCCGCGCCAUGGAGGUGAUCUAUGGGUCGAGUUGUGUAAGGGUGACGAAGUGAAGGGGGAGAUCAUGGAGCGUGUGGAUGAUCGUGGAAAGAGACUCUACGGCCAGCUUUACAAGAUGCGACAUGGUGUUACUACGGUGUUCUCUCCGAGAAGGACUCAUGAGGUUUUACCAUGGGAGGGAAUACGGACGGUGGUGAUAGCUUACACGCCGCAAUGCUUGGGAAAGCUGAAUCAGCAGAUGGUCAACGAACUUGAGGCUCAUGGUUUCUCGGUGCCGCUAUCUCAAAUGCCGGACUACUUUGUACCCGAGGGGGUGGAGCUGAAUGUCGUGCAAGCCUCGGAAACACCUGAGGAGGAGAAGGAGUUAAUUGAGACGAACUACGUUGAUGAUGUGACCGAGACCGACGUCGAGAAUUGGGACAUGUUCGUGGAGGCAGGGGACGGCCUGGUGAAGGUGGGAGCUAGCGACGAGACGCCUACAGACCAGGAGGAGCCGACUCUUCAGAAGGUAGAGGUCACAUAUACAAAGAACGUGGAGGAAAUCCUUCGCAACUUGUGCAGCCCCCUUGAGGUGACCUACACAGUGGACCCGCGAGAAGUACAUCAAAAUCUUGAACUGUGGCGCUCGGCCAUCGAGCGGGAGGUGUCGAGUGUCGCGGUGGCUAUCUGCAAGCUUCUCCCGGGAACCCCGCAGAGAGCCGAGUGGAUGCGAAGACCAGCUGCCCAGAAGCUUCCCACCAAACUGGUUUUUACCGUGAAACCAGGAGCCAACCCGGACCCAGCGGAUGCCAGUACGUGGUUCAAAAGGAAGGCGAGGUUGGUGGUUUGUGGAAACUACGCUUCAGCAGAUGGGUCUGACCUCUACUCAGAGACAGCACCGUCGGAGUCAGUGAGAAUGGGUUUGGUGUACUCCAUAAGACAAAAGUGGAUGGUAGGCCUGAUCGACGUUGUGGCGGCCUUCUUACGUACACCGCUGAACUAUGAGGAGGGUGCCCCUACCAUCAUCGUCACUCCCCGUCGGCUGUUGGAGCGUUUGUCCAUGAUUCUGGAAGGAGAACUAUGGGGCCUCAUCAGGGCCUUAUACGGGCUUCGACAAGCGCCGGCCCUUUGGAGCGCCUACAGAGACAAGAGGUUGGAAGCCAUGAAGUUCCCCAUGGGCAUGAGGCUACAUCGAGGACGGACAGUUACGGCAUGGUGGGUCUUAAAGGACGAGAAGGGUAAGAUCCGUGCCCUCAUCAUAAUCCAUGUCGAUGAUAUCUUGCUGAUGGGCGAGGAGACGGUUGUUCGUGAUAUUGCCAAAACAGUUCAGGAGGAGUGGACUACGUCGCGGCUUACCUUUCUUCGUCCAGGGGAACCUAUACGAUUUCUUGGUACAGAGAUGGAGGUGGAUGAGGACCACAUGUCAGUGUACCUGAGUCAGCGGGGCUACAUCGAGGAGGUGGUUAGGUCCUAUGGUUUCAGUGAAGAUGACAAGGCGAAGAUUCCCUUGGCCAAGGACCUUGCAAGCUUCGAAUGGGUCGAAGGGGACUUGGAACCGACUCCAGAUGCGGUGGCGAGUGCUCAGCGCGUGACUGGCGAAGUAAUGUGGAUGGCUCACAAAACUAGAGCUGAUGUGGCUUACACUUCGAGUUUGAUGGCGUCGAUUACCUUGAAGGCUCCGUACAGAUGUUUGGACAUUGGCUACAAAGUCCUCAAGUACUUGUAUGGGACGAGGGAAGAAAAGCUGGCUAUCCGUAAUGAUGGAACGUCACUGAUCCUCUACCCGGACGCGGCCUUUGCUCCGAGCAGUGGGAGGUCACACACAGGAUGGCUUGUGUGUUGGGGUGGAACGCCAAUAUGUUGGAGAAGUGGAAGACAAGCAAGCAUCACGCUGAGUACGGCGGAGAGCGAGCUACAGGCCAUCAUCGAGGGCUUCAUUGGCAUGUUGGGGUUGGAGGCGAUGCUCUUGGACUUGGAAGUGGAACCUACGGUCAAAGUGAUAAGGAGCGAUUCAACCAGUGCCUUGGCCAUUGGAGCAGGAACCGGGAGCUGGAGAACGAGACACUUGAGAUUGAAGGCAUCCUGGAUUCAAGAGAUGAUUUCACGUCGUGAGGUGUACGUCAUCAACUACAGCCAUGACACGGCACCAGGACGGACCAUUGAGGUUGAUUGGGACAUGGCGGUCAGAUGGGGCGUCGUCGAGGCCUACUACAAGUAUCUUCCUGGGGCUUCGACGCGGAGGAUGAGAAGGCUUCAGCGUUUAAGAGAUGCAACGGCCAUCGCCAUUGAGCAGGAGCUGGUCAAGGUCACAACCAGUCGAUCGAUCUACGUCACCGGUGCCACCGCGACGGUUACAGGAGGUUUUUACACCCCCGAGACCUACAAUGCCUACGACGCCUAUGCCAUCUCCCGGAGUCUACGGCUCAAUGGUCUGGUUCAGUCUGGCAUAAAGCAGGACAUAGCCACGAGACUGGCUCAAGUGUUAAUCUUGCAGCUGGGAGGAGUGCAGAAACACCAGUGCCACUAUGAGUUGAUCCGCGAUUUCCCAUCCAUCCUCGAACUCUUGUCCAAGCCACUCUACGCGGAGCUGGACUUUGCUCGGUACAAGGCUUUCAUUCUCAAAAUACCUUUCCUGGAUCAGCUCUAUUCUUCCGGCGCAGGACUCUACGUUGACAGAGUGCUCCAGCAAGUCGCCCGAAAGGCCGUGCUUCCUGUGGAUGCGGCAGAGGCCGACAUUGUCUUCUGCAACGGCGGUGAUGCAGAUGCUUGCUUCGUAACCGUCGACGGCUCUCUCAAGUAUACACAGGGUGACCAGGCGCAAGAAGAAAUUUCGGAUGAAGUCCUGCUCGCAGAGAUGUGUUUGUGGACCCAUUGGAACUAUGUUGGCGACCUCAUCUCCCUGACAUUCUCCAAGUUGGCAAAGCUCGAUGCAGAAGCGGUGUGCGGGUGCGUCAGCAGUGCUGUGGAGCUUCAGAACGAAGCCUCGCGCUACGCGCGGAGGUAUGUGCACGCCUUGAACAUGGAGGUCGAACUCACAGAUUUGUGGGCAUUGCCUGCAAGCAUCAAGCCGCCAGAACCACGCUCGGCCGUGUCGAUCAUCCCCUCUCUUGGUCGGAUGCGUGCCGCACCGGAGGUCGGCAAGGAUGCGGGCAGAUGGUGCCGGUGGUUUCCGCUUGGGGCUAGACGCCCGCUUCCUGAAGCUCGUGUGUCGCCGGCAUAG